UAUUUCGUCUGCGAAUUUCUAAUUACACGUGUCUGCUAGGAGAGAUAUUUGCGUUUGUUCUUUAAACGGCGUACUAUCUUAUCUACCAAACUAUAAAUAUGAAUUCAUUCUAAGAAGCUGUUCAUCAGAUGAUAACCUGCUUUAGAUGGAUUCCAGCGUCAAUACAGUAGAGAGGAAGAAAUUCCGAACCCUUGCUAUUUAUUUAUCGUUUUUUGUGCUGGGAGUGUGUGCCGGUUUGUUCGGUCCAGCCUUACUUGAUUUUCAAAUAAUGUUAAAUACAGAUACCCAAAGAAUUUCAAUCGGAAUUUCUUUUCAUGCUUUCGGCUAUUUAGUUGGCAGUUUCCUUUGUUCUGUACUUUAUGACAGAGUAAGUAACGAAUUUUGGUUUGCCGUGGCAAAUUUAGGAAUUGGAGCAACUAUAGCUGCAGUACCCGCCUCUCCGAAUUUAGGUUUAUUUAUAUUCUUUAAUACUCUAUCAGGUAUAUUUAUGGGUGCAGUUGAUAGUGGAGGACAGUCAUAUAUUGUCUAUGUAUGGAAAGGUUCGAAGCUGGUAAAACCACUUCUUCAGACAGCCCAUGCUGUUUGGUCAUUAGGAGCUGCAAUAGGUCCCUUUAUCGCUAAGCCUUUUCUACUUAAAGAAUUGCCUAAAGACAUAAAUGCUUAUGAAAUUGGCGAUAAUACAACAUCAGAAACUGUAACCAAAGGGUUUAAUGCAUCAAAUGAAGAUAUCCGAGUACAUUACGCAGGAAUUAUUGCAGGCAUCAUAGCCGUUCCAUCAAUUUUAAUGUUUACCAUACUGUUUUUUCUAUUAAAAUCUACCAUUUUCACGAAAGCAACAAGUACUGUUGACGACCCUUCUAACAGAGAAUGUAAUAAAAACAUUAAAAUGUUAAACAAGAAGAAGCGAAUAGCCUUUUUAGUUAUUCUCGUUAUGUUUUACUUUUGGUUACUUGUUACUGAAGAUACACCUGGCCACUUUUUAGCAACUUUUGUAAUCAAGGGUCUACAUUGGGAUAAGAGUGACGGUCCUUUAAUAACAUCUGUACUUUGGGGCGCUCAUUCAGUCGGGAGGUUUUUGGCUGUUCCAAUAUCCAUUUUCCUACGCCCUAAAACAAUGAUUAUUAUUACUACUGUUUUGACAUUUUUAUCAAUGUUAACCUCUGCCAUAUUAUGCAAAUACCACCCAAUGGUUAUGUGGAUAAGCACGGCUGUUUUCGGGCUAGGAAUGAGUAGUACAUACGCUUCAGUUGUUCUCAGAGCUUCGGAAGUAAUAGAAAUGAAUGGCAUUGCUGCUGGGAUAUUAUCAAUCGGUAGUUCACUUGGAAAUAUAAUAGGUCCAUCCGUGGUAGGAGUUCUUUUUGACUCAGUCUCUCCUUUUUCAGUCCUAUACGCAUCUCUUCUUGGGGCUUUAAUGUGUAUAUUAAUGUAUAUAGUCUUUGAAGUAAUGGUAAGAUAUUUUGAAAAAUCUAAGACACUUGCAACACCAAAUGUGGAAAAAAUUUUAAUUGAAGAACCACAAAAUAAAGCUACGGAAGAUCCCAACGAGACAAAUUCAAUACUUCUAACUAAAAUGUAA
This is a messenger RNA of Dimorphilus gyrociliatus, 1576 nucleotides long. The record is from the annotation of a GenBank genome assembly. Lineage: Eukaryota; Metazoa; Annelida; Polychaeta; Dinophilidae.